Messenger RNA from Staurois parvus, 263 nucleotides. NCBI's taxonomy places the organism in Eukaryota, Metazoa, Chordata, Amphibia, Anura, Ranidae. The record is from the annotation of a GenBank genome assembly.
AGGCAUGACAGCGAGCACUGGGUCAUCAGGCAUUGGAUCGUCUGGCUUGACAGCGGGCAUCGGGUCACCAGGUAUGACCGCGGGCACUGGGUCAUCAGGCAUUGGAUCGUCUGGCACGACAAUGGGCAUCGGGUCACCAGGCAUGACAGUGGGUACCGGAUCGUCUGGCUCGACAGCGGGCACUGGGUCAUCAGGCGUGAUAGGAUAAUCAGGCUGGAUCAGUUCAUCAGGCUGGGUACAGACAUCAGGCUGGGUACAGACAU